This is a messenger RNA of Betta splendens (Siamese fighting fish), 2551 nucleotides long. RefSeq names its product immunoglobulin-like domain-containing receptor 1. Gene Ontology annotation, molecular function: high-density lipoprotein particle receptor activity. Lineage: Eukaryota; Metazoa; Chordata; Actinopteri; Anabantiformes; Osphronemidae. Bases 179 to 1747 code for a protein of 522 amino acids. The transcript is spliced from 9 exons. Gene Ontology annotation, cellular component: plasma membrane. The record is from RefSeq and is a predicted model, not a curated record.
UGAGCAGAGUUUCAGCCACAACAGCGAUCAGCUAGUCGAAGCUACAACAGUGCCGCUUGUGUUACGUUUCCGGCUUGGUUAAAAGCCUGUUUUACCUUUUUUUCUUGUAUAUAAUUAUUGGAUUUUGGCCUCGUUCUUCUUUUUCGGAACCGGACUUUAUUUGGAGCGCUUGGUCGAGAUGAGGUCACUACCUGUCUUGAGCCUCCUCUUGUCGCUACUCAAAGCGUCCAUGGGUCUUCAGGUCACCGUUCCUCAGACCCAACGCAGCACCUUCUUGUUUUCCUCAGUGACCCUCCGUUGUGACUACUCCACCUCUGCGCCAAUACAGAAUGUUGUGCUCACUUGGACGUACAAGUCCUUCUGCCUGGACCCUGUGCUAAGUUACUACUCCACAGCAUACCAGUCCGAACUGCAGAUGGGAAGGGAUCCAGCCAACGACUGUAGCGAUAGUCAGCGGACAGUGCGCGUUGUUAUUCAGAAACAAGGAACCAAUGCACCAAUACUGGGAGCAGACUACUCCCAACGGAAGAUCACCAUCCAGAACAAUGCUGACCUGGUUAUCAGUGAGGUGAUGUGGUGGGAUAAUGGCGUGUACUACUGCACUGUCAGUGCCUAUGGAGACACGUCUGGAAACCCUCAGCAAUAUGUAGAACUCAUCGUUUACAACUGGUUAACGGUGCUACUCAUCAUCAUCGGGGCCAUCCUUCUUCUAAUCUUGUUUGGCAUCUGCUGCUGCCAGUGCUGUCCUCAGUGCUGCUGCUGCUACGUCCGCUGCCCCUGCUGCCCAGAAAAAUGCUGCUGUCCUGAAAGAGCGGUGAUGCAGCAUCGUAUGAUGAAGGACGCCCAGAAGGCCAUGGCUCCCUGGUUAGGAGGACAGCCAGUAUACGCACCAAUGAGCAAUAUCUCCUCCCAGAACCCAUCUCUCUACUCAGGGAAGAAUCUCCCUCUUCAGCCAAUGCCUCUGCCUCCGCCUCAUUACUCUGCUUACAAUAUGCCACCUCCUAGUGUCCAUGGCAGCCAGACACCUGCUAGCACUAAUAAAAUGCUAGAUUACCUUGAGAACCAGGUAAAGGGGAUAGACAUGACUAGUCCUAUGUUGCCUCUCCAGGCUCAGCCACCUUCAGCCCAUUACAUGCAGCAGCCCCCACCUCCAGCUCAUUAUAUGCAGCAGCCCCCACCUACUGUCAACUACAUGCCUACCAAUGUCCCAUUUUCCGCAGGCCCUCCCAGCAUGAUCUCUGCCCUUGAUGAGGCUCCGACAGAGCGGCGCGUUAUUACGCUUCCACCAAUUAGGGAGCAACAUCAGGGCAGAUAUCCACCCCAAGCACCUAAGACUCGCCCUCCGAGUUCCAGCGGGAGCAGCCGCAAUGGGUUUGGCUACCGUGAUGAGCGAGGAGCAUCAAGCAGGCGUUACCCUCCUAGACAAAUGUCCCGCAGUUACAGCCAAGAAUCCCUGGACAGGAACAGUCACAGCGGCCUACGGGAAGGUAUGGCCCGUCCACGCUCUCGUUCGAGGGAUGACCUGUUGGAAAACCGGUCCAGAGCAAACUACUCUGUCUCAAGGCGAGGAUCCUGGAGUUCGGAUGACGAGGGAGGCAGCAGAAGAGGCGAGAGGAGGGGAGCAGGAGGCUGGAGUAAUAAGGCUCCCAGUUUCGUUGAGUAUGAGCCUGAACAUAAACCAGGAGCCAGAAAGAAUCCACGCUCCUCUGACAAGAGUUCUCGCAGUGGUACCAGUGUUGUCAUCUAACCCCCCCGUCAGUGAAACGCUGUGACCUUUGUUUCAGAGAACAUGCACACCUCAUUACCUACCAAAACCCAGGGGGCAGGCCAAUGAGUGCCAUGUUUUGAGUUUUUGAACUGGAUCUGUCCAAACCUAGCAGAAGGAUUUUUAGAAUGAAGGUACUACACGUCAUUUUUCUUUUUAGAUAUUUUUUAGAGAAUGAAAGCAGUUUAACUGUAACUGGGUAAAGUGUUUUAUUGAUGAAACCUUUUUCUAGUUAAUCAGUGCAAUAAAAAUAUUGUAAGGAGACUAUCUACAAGAUUGUAGGUAUUUAUAACUGUUUUUUUUUCUGUUACUCUGUUUUAUUGGUUAAGCUGUAAACUUAUCCCUAUUAAAUGCUGAAGAUAUAGUAUGGUAUCCAGACACAUUACAACUGAUAGAAGUAAACUAUUUAAACAAACAUAAAAAUACAGUAGUCAUAACAAAAUUGUAAAUAUAAAGUUGUUUAUGAUUGAAUCAUCAUUGUUAUUUUAUCACAUGUCCUUGAUGUCUUGCAGUAUUUAGUGUGUACUGCUUUGUAGAUGAUUUGGUUUGUACAUAAACACUGCUUGUAAAUACUGUAUACAUUUUGAGGGAAAUUAAAUGAAAAAUAAUUGUGCCAUUUGUUGUUUUGUUGUGCAAAUAACUGCAAUACUAUAAUUUCAGUGCACAAUUUGGGAAAAAUACAUGGUUUAUUAUUUUCAGUUUUUUAGUGUAGAUUUUGCUACUGUACAAUUGGUUUGUGUUUUCUAAUUAUGUUGAUAUUAAAUGUUUUACCUCUUGUGUAUAACA